This is a messenger RNA of Closterium sp. NIES-67, 835 nucleotides long. NCBI's taxonomy places the organism in Eukaryota, Viridiplantae, Streptophyta, Zygnematophyceae, Desmidiales, Closteriaceae. The record is from the annotation of a GenBank genome assembly.
GGCAGCCCAUGCAGUGCGGGAUAGAGCAACGAAAGCGACUGCGCAGGGGAAUAUCCGCGACGCAUCCACGACCGACGGCGCAGUGCGAGAGAGAGGAGGGAUGCAGAGCGAGAGAGAAGAGGGAUGCAGAGCGAGAGAGAGGAGGGAUGCAGAGCGAGAGAGAGGAGGGAUGCAGAGCGAGAGAGAGAGAGAGAGAGAGAGAGAGAGAGAGAGAGAGAGAGAGAGAGAGAGAGAGAGAGAUAGGGAGAGAGAGAGAGAGAGAGAGAGAGAGAGAGAGAGAGAGAGAGAGAGAGGGGGGGGGGGGGGGGUGCAGAGCGAGAGAGAGGGGGAUGCCGAGAGAGAGAGGGGGGGAUGCAGAGCGAGCGAUAGGGGGAUGCCGAGCGAUAGGGGGAUGCCGAGCGAGAGAGGGGAUGCUCUCACUCCACUCCCCCUCCCCUGCUCUCACUCCACUCCCCUUCCCCUGCUCUCACUCCACAACCCCCCCUGCUCUCACUCCACUCCCCCUCCCCUGCUCUCACUCCACUCCCCCUCCCCUGCUCUCACUCCACUCCCCCUCCCCUGCUCUCACUCCACUCCCCUUCCCCUGCUCUCACUCCACUCCCCCUCCCCUGCUCUCACUCCACUCCCCCUCCCCUGCUCUCACUCCACUCCCCUUCCCCUGCUCUCACUCCACUCCCCUCCCCUGCUCUCACUCCACUCCCCCUCCCCUGCUCUCACUCCACUCCCCCUCCCCUGCUCUCACUCCACUCCCCCUCCCCUGCUCUCACUCCACUCCCCUUCCCCUGCUCUCACUCCACUCCCCCUCCCCUGGGUGAAUGGGGUUACCCUUUUUUUU